GCACGAUCGGUUGCCGGAAUCACCACCCAAGGAGAGAAAAAAGGGGAAGAAAAAAAAAUGGUCAUCCUCUCCCUCCUCAUCCUCAACAAAGCCGGCGGCUUGAUCUUCCAACGCGACUUCAAUGAAGGCCUCAAGAAGCUGUCGUCGAAUGACUACCUGGUCCUCGCCGGAACGUUCCACGGCGUUCACGCGAUAACGUCGCGUAUCUCGCCCGUUCGGAAUUCGGGUGGGGGGUUGGAGGUUCUGGAGAGUGAUCGGUUUAGGAUGCAGUGUUUUCAGACUCUUACCGGAACAAAGUUCUUGAUUUUUGCGGAACCGAAUCAACCGAAUAUCGAUGUUGUGGUUAAGAGGGUUUACGAACUCUACGCCGACUACGUUAUGAAGAAUCCCUUUUAUCAGAUUGAGAUGCCCAUUCGGUGUGAAGCUUUUGAGAGGAAUUUGGUGGCUUAUAUCAAGCCCAAGUAGUAGGGUUACCGUGCUAUACUGUAUGGCCUGGGAGAGAUUGGGUGGAUGAAAAUAGAAUGGCAGCGAGGGGGCCGGGGGAAAGGGGUGCUUUCGAUAAUACGGGUUUUCAAGAGGGAGUGGAAGGAUUUUUGCUCAUUGUCACUUUCUUCACCGGCGUUUUAGAUUUCACCUUCACACAUACCAUGGUAAUGAACAGUCUGCUUUGAGUGUUUC
Molecule: messenger RNA, 678 nt
Organism: Tuber melanosporum (Perigord truffle)
Lineage: Eukaryota; Fungi; Ascomycota; Pezizomycetes; Pezizales; Tuberaceae
Exons: 2
Coding region: 58-465 (135 amino acids)
Biological process (GO): endoplasmic reticulum to Golgi vesicle-mediated transport
Cellular component (GO): TRAPP complex
Source: RefSeq, a predicted model, not a curated record